Messenger RNA from Podarcis raffonei (Aeolian wall lizard), 1705 nucleotides. Its product is annotated as E3 ubiquitin-protein ligase TRIM7-like. Gene Ontology annotation, molecular function: zinc ion binding; protein binding. The record is from RefSeq and is a predicted model, not a curated record. Bases 1 to 1605 code for a protein of 534 amino acids. The transcript has 9 exons. NCBI's taxonomy places the organism in Eukaryota, Metazoa, Chordata, Lepidosauria, Squamata, Lacertidae.
AUGAACGACGGUGGUUCUUCUCCCCUGGCCUCGGUUUUGUCCUUCCUGGGCAUCACUGGCGAUUCUUUAAAAGAAUCGGGACUGCAGGUCUCUUUCCGCGAGCUGACACUUCCCACGAUUGGCAGCGACGUGUUUGUGUUGCUGGAUGUUUGUGUUAUUUGUGUUGCUGGGUGCGGCUGCUUCUGGAGAAGGAGAGUGGUCCCUCACAACAGGAGUGAAGCCAUGGCUGAGGAGAGGUACAGGAAGAGGAUCCGGAGUGAAGUCACCUGCUCCAUCUGCCUCAGUUACUUUACUCGUCCGGUGGAACUGGGCUGCAGGCACAACUUCUGCGAAGCCUGCAUCUUGAGGUGCUGGGAGGAGUCUGGUGAGAGAACCAGGUGCCCCGAGUGCAGAAAGGCUGUAAAAACAGACUACAAGCAAAACAGGCUUCUCACAAAUAUGGUUGGAAUCAUCAGUGAGUGGGAUCAUUCUGAGGAGAGAGACGCUCAAAGGAGGCGCUCAGAAUGUCAGAGGCACCAGAAGACCCUGGACCUCUUUUGCCGGGACGACGAAGCCCCCUUCUGUGGGGAGUGUGACAUAUCCCAAGGGCACAGCGGCCACAGGGUGGUUCCUGUGGAAGAAGCCUUCCAAGACUACAAGGAGAAACUAAUGUCUCAUAGGCAGAAGAUGAAGGAUGAAUUUAAGCAACUACAUUUGUUUAUGGAAAAAUGGGAAAACCAGCUGCUGAAGAAGAUGGAAGAGAUGGAGCAAGAGAUUACAAGGAAAUUGAAUGAGCAUCUGGGCUGGUUCUCCAGAGAACUUGACUCUCUUCAAAAUAUCAUCCGGGAGCUGGAGGAGAAGCAUCAGCAGCCCCCCAGUGAAUUCCUGCAGGAUGUUAGAAGCACUUUGCAGAGUCUCAACAGUCUUCCAAAACAGGGAUGUUGGAUGGAGAGCCAGCUGGCAUAUUUAAACCUUUUAUUUCUCCACAGGCAUGAAGGGAGACAGGCAUUUGAGCCUCCCAAAAUUUUCCCUCCUGAAUUUAUGUGGAAAAUCUUGGACAUCUAUGAAAUAUAUCCAUUUCUGAAAGCUGUUGCGGAGCAGUUCAAAGGCACUCUAACAUCAGGACUCUCUCUGAAGAAAGCAAGUGUAACUCUGGACCCGGACACCGCUCAUCCCCACCUGAUCCUGUCCGAGGAUCGUCGAAGUGCGAGGUGGGAAGAGGCACAUCAAGAGCUGCCAGACAAUCCCGAGAGAUUCAGCGGACAUCCCUUCGUGCUGGGGUGUGAGGAGUUUACAGCAGGGAGGCACUACUGGGAAGUCACCAUGGACAUUUCGGGUGAAUGGGCUGUGGGGGUCGCCCGGAAGUCUGUGAGGAGAAAGGGCAUGCUCUAUUUUACCCCUGAGGAAGGCAUCUGGGGACUGAGGCAUCUGCGUAGCCUGCCUGCUGUGAAGCAGAGGAGGAUCCGGGUGGCUGUCAAUUAUGCAGCGCGCCAAAUUCUCUUUUUUGAUGCUGAUACAGGCAAGUCACAGUACGUUACAAUGGCUGAAUUCUCUGGAGAGCCCCUUCUGCCUAUAUUUUGGGUGGGGCCAGAAACCUGCCUUGAACUGCCUCCGGUGACACACUAGUCUGGCCACCCCUCCAGAAAAAAAAGAGAAAUGUGUGGAAAAGUAGCUUCCAGAUCGUUCCUUGAUUAUUAUUUUUUAAAUCAAAGGAUUGUGUGCGCUU